UAAAGAUGUUAAUUUCGAGGAACUUGCGCGUUGCACUGAUGAUUUCAAUGGGGCGCAGUGCAAGGCUGUUUGUGUUGAAGCGGGUAUGAUUGCUCUACGACGUGAUGCUGUUGAAAUAAUGCAUGAGGAUUUCAUGGAUGCAAUCUUGGAAUUACGAGUAAUCGAAUGGCGGCAUUUGGAUAAAUAUAGCUUAUCAACGUACAUCUUUACCUCAUCAUGUAGCAUACGAUUCAUGAUAUAUCCGUUCAAUUUUGUAAAAUCUCGUCUACAACUGCAAAAACAAAAUACCGUAUACAGAGGGAUGCGGCAUGCAUUGUUACAUAUCGCUCGUAACGAAGGACUUCGAGGCCUUUACAAGGUGCUUCAGGGUUUCCCGAUGACAGUGCCGCAGAAUAUUGCUCCCUUGAUAUACUGUAAUGCAUACGAGAAAAUGCGAGAGUCGUUGAAAAUGCAUUUGAAUUUAUCCUCCGACAGAGUGGUCUCUGCCCUGGCCGGUGAGUUUUUCCUGUAUGACCGAAAAGUGAAUUCUGCUGCUUUACACUGAGC
Molecule: messenger RNA, 546 nt
Organism: Gongylonema pulchrum
Lineage: Eukaryota; Metazoa; Nematoda; Chromadorea; Rhabditida; Gongylonematidae
Source: the annotation of a GenBank genome assembly